Coturnix japonica (Japanese quail) is the source of this 4419-nucleotide messenger RNA. It is a transcript of the gene STAC, whose product is annotated as SH3 and cysteine rich domain. NCBI's taxonomy places the organism in Eukaryota, Metazoa, Chordata, Aves, Galliformes, Phasianidae. Gene Ontology annotation, molecular function: transmembrane transporter binding. Gene Ontology annotation, biological process: positive regulation of protein localization to plasma membrane; positive regulation of voltage-gated calcium channel activity; skeletal muscle contraction. The record is from RefSeq and is a predicted model, not a curated record.
GUGGCUGGGGCUUUCUGCUUUGCCUCACUCCCAGCUGAUUGCGGGCUGAUGGUCACGACUCUGCUCCUCACCUCCCGGCUUCACGCUGAGGAGAGAAGGAUCAGGGAAGACGGAGAAGCCGGCACACAACUACCCUACAGAGCCGACGAUAACUUGCUCCCCGCGCAGCAGAACCUUACAGGGGAGGGGAGGGAGGAGGGAGGAAAGAAGGGGAGGAGGAGGAGGAGAAGGAAAAAAAGAAAAUCCAGAGAAUUCUAGUCCUGCAAAUGUGACUGGUUCAGAGUUCAUUUGCUCGAGAAGAGCAGAGAAGAAAGAGGACAUUAAAUGAGAAAAAGCAAGAAAGGUCUGUAGCUUUUUUUCCUGAUACUAGCAGUCUUUUAGAGGGAAAAUGAUUCCUCCGAGCAGCAUGACUGAAGUCAGCGUGGACAGCGUGGAGAAAGAGAAUGAAGUGGAGAGCACAGAGCAGCCCCCAUCUCCAGCAUCAACCACCAGCCAGGAAUCUAAGCUGCAGAAACUGAAACGAUCACUCUCCUUCAAGACCAAAAGCUUACGGAGCAAAAGCGCAGACAAUUUCUUCCAGAGGACUAACAGUGAUGUGAAGCUGCAAGUGGACUUGAUGCCAGAGGUGAGCACGAGCACAGGGCAGCUCCCCAGCUCAGAGAGCCAGGCAUCCUCCCCUACCAGAACGCAGCAGCUGUCAGAAAACAACAAGGCUCACAUCUUCCAGGAGCACAUCUUCAAAAAGCCCACCUUCUGUGAUGUCUGCAACCACAUGAUUGUUGGGACAAACGCUAAGCAUGGACUGCGCUGUAAGGCUUGUAAGAUGAGCAUCCACCACAAGUGUGCGGACAGUAUUGGACAACAGCGUUGCAUGGGCAAGCUGCCAAAGGGAUUUCGACGGUACUACAGCUCACCACUUCUCAUUCAUGAACAGUUUGGCUGCAUCAAAGAAGUGAUGCCUAUUGCCUGUGGCAAUAAGGUUGAUCCUGUGUAUGAAACUCUCCGCUUUGGGACUUCUUUAGCCCAGAAAACCAAGAAGGGAAGUUCUGGAAGUGGGUCUGAUUCUCCCAAUAGGAACUCUACAGCUGAUCUGGCAGAAGUUCCUGAAGAAGCUGAUAGCAGCCUUGACAUAAGCAGGAGACGCAGCAACAGUGUGUUUACAUAUUCUGAAAAUGGCACAGAACACUUUGGAGAAGAACCAAAAAGUAUAAAUUCCCCGGGACCAUUUUAUAAAAGCACGUUACAAAUGAACACCUAUGUUGCCUUGUACAAAUUUGUACCACAAGAAAAUGAAGACUUGGAGAUGAGGCCAGGGGAUAUGAUCACUCUUCUGGAAGACUCCAAUGAAGACUGGUGGAAGGGAAAAAUUGACGACAGAACUGGAUUUUUUCCUGCUAACUUUGUUCAAAGAGUGCAACAUGAUGAGAAGAUUUACAGAUGUAUCAGGACGUUCAUUGGCUGCAAGGAGCAGGGACAGAUAACUCUGAAAGAGAACCAGAUUUGCGUGACUUCAGAAAAGGAACACGAUGGCUUCAUCAAAGUAUACAGUGGGAAGAAGAAAGGCUUUGUCCCCAUAGACAUCUUAGAAAACAUCUGAUUGCAACAGCCUGCUUGCUGCAGUAGGAGCCCUUUGUUGGCAAUGCCUGUCUGCCUCAUCUCACACUGUGUCAACCCAGAUGGGCUGUCUUGCAGAUGUUCAGGGAAACAGUGGGAAAACUGCAACUACAAGAAGAAAAAGACGUUUAGACUGCCACAGCAACACUAAGAAAUUAGAAAAGUGGAAUGACUGAAAGAAAAUAUAGUCAGAAACCACUAGGGAAAUGAGAGGCCCUUGGAAACUAAUAGGAAAAAGGUAAGAAAAAGAAGUCUGGGCUGAUUUCUGAUGCAGGAUGGCUAUUGCAACCCUGAUGGAAACAGACAGCUGUUCUGAAGGACUAAACUCAAGUCUCGUUCUUGUGUCUUAGAGAACUGUUGGACUACUUUCUUGUUGGAGAUGUGUGUUUGGGAGGGAGGGACAAAUACAAGUCAAACAACUGUCCUUGUACUACAGCCCAAUGCUUGUGGUAAAGUGUGGCUGUAGUUCUAAGUUCUGUCCACUGUAUCAACCAACCAGUUUAAGCGUUUAUUCCUGAUGUUAGUCUCAUAUCAAAGCAGUUUGGAGUCACCAUGUGGAUGUCAGUUCAAGAAGUGCACUGUGCCCUGGAGGUCAGCAGCUUUCUCUUUCUGUGUAAUCUUACCUUAUGAAAGAGUAGCAACCUUGUAUGUCCUUUGUUUUCUCUGUAUACAAACAAAAGCUCUCCGCGUGUGCCAGGUGUGAUGGCUGCUCUCAUAGCUCCCAAAGAUGGCCUGCCCUCCGAUUAAAGAGCCUUCUUGGAAGUGUCCCUCUGUGUUUCCUGCACCCUCAUCUGGUGAGGCAGAAAAUGGGAGGAAUGCCGGGAGAGUGCCACAGGCUUGAAAUGUUUUGUACCUUUCUGUGUUUAUUGCACUUACAAGAUUUUAUAUAUUAAUCCUGUUUAUAAAAAAAAUAAGACAGUUAACCAACCCCUUGGAAGACUGAAAAACACUAGGAAAGGACACCACGCAGAAGUGAAGACUGUACUGAAAUCCAGAACUUGUGAUAGUAAGGCACUGAGUGUCUUAGCAUUGUCUUCACCCAACAAAGUCGUCGUCUUCAUUUGCUAGAUUAGUUUUACAGAUUCAUCACUCACUCACAUGAGUACCUCCUUGGCAUUAACAACUGUGCGCCUCCUGUAAGCCCCCUCAGUCCCAGUGCAACUAAACAGACUUACACAGAUGAGCUGGUGCCAAUCCUGUUGUAAAGCAGGGGCCUUAUGAUGCUUCAAAACAGCGAACCUAAUUUCCAAGUAUUUAAUUGGAUGCAAUUGCACCAAAUACACUUAAACAGUUUUGUAUGUAUUAUGACAUAGAGAUUAAAUCCUGUCCCAAAGCUCCCUGGUGAAUUCAAGCCUUAUUUGACCAGCCUGAGAUUGAGUGCCAGUUUUUAAUACUGCUGCAAUUAGCCACAAAUGGAUGUCCUAAAUGCCAACACUGCAAGAAGAAAUCCAGAUGCUGCCAGGUUAGUACAGGCCUUUGCACAGCUGACACUAUUUCUAAAAAGAUGCUGUCUGUUCUGCUUCCUUAUAUUGAGGCAGUUUGAAUCCGUGUUGCACAGCCCAGGUCUCAUAGUUGGGAUGCCCAACAGCUGACCUUAUGCAAAGCCUUAUUAAAUCCAGUGCUGUGCUACACAUGACCAGAAGCUCACAGAGCAAAUCAGGCUGCAGCCUCUUAGAGGCACAUUUUGCAACUCUUACUUAUCACUUAAUUGCCGAGGAGGAAGUUACAGGGGUGAUGCUGAAACAUCAUCCGUUGUAAUACAAAUGGUCUACACCAAUAAUUCAUGUCCUUCUAGCUGAUCAAAAGUAUCUGAUUUCAUAUCUUCCUCUAUGGGAAUAUCAGUAAUUCAUAAAUGGCUUUCCUACAGAGCAAACAAUAAACAUUUCUCAGCUCAUUCUCCUAAGCAACCAGUAGACUUAGUAGGAAGAGGGAGGAUUCUGACACGCCUUAAAGAUCAAAACAAAAAGUCAUGAUAAUCCACUCUGCUUUAUAUGAUUUAUAUAUAUAUAUUCACCAGUUCAAACAAGAAACUCAAAUGUUUGUUAGAAUUGAAAUAUUUGCUAUUUUUUAUCAGACCUGACAAGUGGGCAAAGGAAAUCUGUAUUAAUCUAUACAUAUGUGCUAUUGUUUACAUGAUUGCAUCAUACUGUGAUUCCCUAUUUGAGUCUUCUAUGAUUUUAAGUUAUCCCUACAAUGUGCAUCAAGAAAGAAAGAAUUCAAAGAAUUCAAAUAUAUGAAUAUUACCUACAACUCACAAUGGCCUUUAAUCAAUGUCAGUUUGAUUCCUUUUGAUACUGAGCAAUAAACAAUAAAGUGAUUGAGUAAAACAAAACAAACCCUACGUUGACUGCAUUACGUCUGAGCAAGCAUUGCUUCUGAACCAAAGCUUUCAUGGUUAUCUUUCCUUUGUGUGUUUUGUUUUGUCUUUUUACUGGGUUUUUGCUGCUGUUCGAUAUGGAGAUGUAAUUUAUGCCUAAUUUAGCAAGAAGCACAUACAUGAGUCUUACUUUAAGCAUGUGAUUCAUUGGCUAUUUGCACGCUUAAAGCUGAAGCACUUUGCUGAAUUGAGGACAUUUUCCUCAAAUUAAUUUUGGAUGCCUUACUCUGAAUCCAGAUGAGUAUCCCAUUAUUUUCUUCUCCUACCAUAUGCAGUUUGCAAUAGAUACUGAGUUAGCAAGCAGUUAAAAAAAGCUGGAGUGGAAUUUAUCUGACGUUUCCUCAGAAAAUUUGAACUUUAGGAGAUGAAUACUGUUCACACUUAAUAUUCUGCUUAAUAAAGAAUGUGCAAUGGUUGGAAGGAGAAUA